AUGCCAGGAACUAUACAAGUUUCAGUACUGGGUCUCAUUGAUGUUCAGACAUCUUCUUCAGGUUCCUCAAACAUUUCCAUUAAAGUUGCUAUGGGGAAGCUAGAGUAUCGAACUUCGGAUUCAGGAGACUACAUUUUUCCAGUUACGAGGCUCCGAGAAAAUCUGAUUGUUACUCUGUUAGAUGUCAAUGGAAACGGAAUAUUACACAAAGAGAUAGAGACUAGAAUGAUUAUAGAGAGUGGCUUCUUGGAAGAGAAAAUUUCAUUCAAUGGCUAUGGAAAUGUCCAGUUGAAAAUGCAGUUUGUUCUCAGUGAAGAAGAUCGAAACCGCAUACGUUUCCUGAGACAAUCUGCAUUGAGAAAGAAGCACGACGAGCUCGUCAGUGUCACUUCUUUUACCAAAUCUAAAAGCAUUGCUUCAGAUCUGUCUUCUUUAAGUCCAAUGCAAACCAGAGACACAGUAGCUGCUGCUAGUCCAAUGACAAAUCAUGGUCUGUCUCAAGAAACCAAGCUUAAAAUUAGUGCAGAGAGAGAACCGGUUUCGUCAAAUCUUAUAAUGUGGAAGCCUGAAGUCAAGGAUAUAGUUGAGACAACGAAAAAUCAAGCAACUUCUUCAGAUGUUUCUUCAAGCAAGAAGCUUUCCGAGGGUAAGAAAGCUGGGACUGUGUCGUUAGUGAAGCAAGAAGAUAAAGGUUUGAGCAAACCGGAAAGAAAUCCUAAACGGAGUUCUAUGAGGCGGAGUAUGUCAGAGACAAACUUGAGCAAUGUUCGGAAAAUGAUUAGCACCUUUGAGAUUAAAGUGACUCAGGAUACCAAACUUCCGAGAGCGAAGAUUCAAACUGAAUCUUGUAAAGAUGUGGAGGAGAAAAGUAACGAGCAGUCAAAACCGGAAGAAAGGAAGAUAAGCUUCUCUGAGGAUAUGGAGAAGUCAGUUUAUAGGGAUAACAAAGAGAGAAGUGAUGAUUUAGUAACAGUUUCAAGAGAUGAAAGGAAAGUAGUUGUAGAAGAGAAGAGUCUUGAACAGAGCACUAGAAGAAGUGACUCGUUAAGCUUGGUGGUAGAAGUAAAGGAUGAUGAGAAGAAACAGAAAAAUUCUGUGCGUUUGAAGGAUUCUCAUCUUGAGAAUGCACGAGGAUCUCGUCUCUGGAUAUUUCCAGAUGAAGCAAAGGAUUUGUCUUGCGAGACAAGUUUUGGAACAAGACAUUUUGAUAUAGCGGAGGCAAAUUUGUUACAGAAGAUGGCAGAAGAAAACAUCGGUGAGAGGGGAUUAAGCUGCAGAAGUAUCACGAAAAUGAGUAGCAACAACAAGUGGAAUAACAUUGAGCGGUCAAAGAAACAGAAGUCUGAGAAUUCUGAAGAUUCAGAGAGCUCAAGAGGACCUGUUAGGCAGGUGGUGCGUGCGUUGAUCGUGGUUGGUUUUGCAGGCUUAGUGUUUUUGACACGGAAAAGAACUUAA
Molecule: messenger RNA, 1455 nt
Organism: Microthlaspi erraticum
Lineage: Eukaryota; Viridiplantae; Streptophyta; Magnoliopsida; Brassicales; Brassicaceae
Source: the annotation of a GenBank genome assembly